Molecule: messenger RNA, 601 nt
Organism: Brassica napus (rape)
Lineage: Eukaryota; Viridiplantae; Streptophyta; Magnoliopsida; Brassicales; Brassicaceae
Exons: 1
Coding region: 16-441 (141 amino acids)
Source: RefSeq, a predicted model, not a curated record
ACAUCAUAUAAUCUAAUGUCGUCUCAAGAAACCAAAUCAGAUCAAAGAAAAGGAGCAGAGAUCUUCAAUGGCGUAUCAAUCUGCAAGCAAAAAGCUCACGAGAUCUUAUCGAACAUGAAUCUACCUAAAGGACUUCUCCCUUUAGACACAAUGACCGAGAUCGGUUUCAACAAAUCAACCGGUUAUUUCUGGAUCAAGAUGAAGAACAAGGUUCAGCACAAGUUUAAAAGCAUCGGCAAAAACGUAUCGUACGAUUCAGAGGUUACUGCUUUCGUUGAGAACCGUAGGAUGCGUAGUCUUACCGGAGUCAAGAGCAAAGAGCUUUUGAUUUGGGUUACCAUCUCUGAAAUUUUUGUUGAUGACCAAGAUCCGACCAAAAUUACUUUUGCUGGUCCCUCGGGUUUGUCACGUUCUUUUCCUGUAUCUGCUUUCGAGGAAUAGAAGAAAUGAUCUGUCAACGGUAUAGUUGAGCUUUUAUUUUCCUGCUCUCGUAAGCUAAAAGUAAACUUAUGUAAUAAUGUUUAUGUUUUCUUUCUUUCUUUACGUCUGGUAUUGUUUCUCUGCCAUUUUUGUUUUCAUAAUUUGAAUCAAUUUACAAUCA